AUGGCAGCCCCACAUCUCGACAUCCCAGAGUCCACCUCGACCGUGGACGUCUCAAUCAUCGACACCAGCUUCCUGAUCUCAGACGCUCCAUCAUCUUAUUUCUUCGGGCCCGAUAUCAAAGGGUUCGAAACGUUCACGGCCAACGCCUACUCCUUCUUCAUCACCCACACCGACAGGUCAACCGGGAAGACAACAAGACUCCUUUUCGAUCUAGGACCCCCUAAGAACUGGGAACAGGACCUCGCGCCCUUCCUAGUCGAAGUUGUCCACGGAUGGGGAUCCAAAAUCGAAAUCAAGAAAUACGUCUCUGAGAUCCUCGAGGAAAAUGGCGUGUCGUUGGACACCAUUGAUGCCGUGGUCUGGAGCCACCCACACUGGGACCACAUCGGUCGUCCAAGUCUAUUCCCAGAAACGACCGACCUCAUCGUCGGCCCUGGGGUCAAAGAGGCCUUUGCCCCUGGCUACCCAGAAAAACCAACGUCGCCGGUCCUGUCGCGCGAAUUCGCCGACCGCAAAGUGACCGAACUGGACUUCAGCGACUCGACGCUCGAGAUCGGCGGAUUCAAAGCCCUCGACUAUUUCGGCGAUGGAAGUUUGUAUUUCUUGUCCGCCCCAGGCCACGCGGUCGGACAUAUGGUUGCUCUGGCCCGCACCGCCGCCGCCACUGGGAGCAGUCCGUCAACAUAUAUCCUCAUGGGCGGCGACUCGUUCCACCACGGCUCGCAGCUCCGUCCGCACAAAUACGCUCCUCUUCCUGACGAGAUUGAACUUCCAAAACUCCAGCACAACACCAAGUCUGAGUUCAAAUCCGACGAGACCGUCACGGUCGCCGCCGAAACGAACAAUGGUAGCACCGGCGGUACUAGUAAAGGGCCCAAUAUCGCCGCCUCCCACCUAUGUUUCUGUCCCGGCCAUUUAUUCGAAUCCGUCCAUCCGACCCACAGGCAUAUUCCAGCCCACUACCAAGCCCACAUGUCCGCAUACCAUGCCGACCCGAAGACGACACCGUUUUUCACAAUCUCCCAGACCGAGGACGGUCAGACCCUCGCCGUCGACAUUGACGAGGCCCGCAAAACAAUCAGAAAUCUACAACCCUUUGACGGCGCUGACAAUGUCCUCGUCAUCGCGGCCCAUGACAUCACCAUGGCGGAUGUCAUUGACACGUAUUUCCCCAAUGGGCGGGCUAACGAUUGGAAACAGAAGGGGUGGAAGGAAAAGGGUCGCUGGCGGUUUUUGAAGGACUUGUUGCCCGCCGUUGAGAUUGCGAAACAGGAGGAGCAGGAAAAGGAGCAGCAGCAGCAACAGCAGCAGAAGGCUUGA
This is a messenger RNA of Exophiala dermatitidis NIH/UT8656, 1320 nucleotides long. RefSeq lists its product as uncharacterized. The coding region runs from base 1 to 1320 and encodes 439 amino acids. The transcript has a single exon. The record is from RefSeq and is a predicted model, not a curated record. NCBI's taxonomy places the organism in Eukaryota, Fungi, Ascomycota, Eurotiomycetes, Chaetothyriales, Herpotrichiellaceae.